AUGCGGGGCUGUGGCGUGCUUUGCGCAGGGCACAAGAGGGCAGCGGUGAUCGCCACCACCACAUGUUCAUUGGGAACGCCAACAUUAAGCCCUUCAUUGACAUUACGGCCGGUGACAUGUGCCGCGACGCCGGUCACCAUUCCGGCUUUCCCUCCACCAAUGCGGGGGAGUUUUAUUGACCGGAAUCCCGUCUGGGCCUCUUUCAACGAGAAGCAUACCGCCAAGUCUUUCCGCCACCGCAUUGUCUCCAGCGCGGAUGUCUCGCUGCGACCGCCACAGUUUUAUUUUAGCAAUGGAAAGGCAUCUGCCGGAGAGGCGGCGGUGGUGCAAAAACGGGCGGAAGCAACGGACAGUUACGGUGAACAAUUGGACGAAAUCAGCGCGCGUUGGGCGGCAAAAUUUUACGGUCGUGUGACGUUUGGUCCGCGCAACUACCCCUACCCGUCUUCUCGCUGGUUGGCGCGGCGUUUCAAGAUGAAGAAGCACAGGAUUAUUAAGCGAUUUCGCUUUCGGCGAUACAAGUUGGCGGCUGUCGCCAAUCUGCCCUUUGCAAAGAUGAUCCGUGUUGGACUGCUGCCGGAACUCAAGAGCAGCAAGACGAAGAAGGGCGACGAUGUGGAAGCAGAUCUCAGCGGACGACUCGUUAGCGCCGUGCGCAGCUCCGGGGGGAAGAAGAAGGGCAACCGUGGAAGGCCCAAGUCCAAAUACCAGAUUUAG
Molecule: messenger RNA, 717 nt
Organism: Trypanosoma cruzi
Lineage: Eukaryota; Euglenozoa; Kinetoplastea; Trypanosomatida; Trypanosomatidae
Exons: 1
Coding region: 1-717 (238 amino acids)
Source: RefSeq, a predicted model, not a curated record